This is a messenger RNA of Plectropomus leopardus (leopard coralgrouper), 1546 nucleotides long. It is a transcript of the gene mitfa, whose product is annotated as melanocyte inducing transcription factor a. Gene Ontology annotation, molecular function: DNA-binding transcription factor activity, RNA polymerase II-specific; protein dimerization activity; RNA polymerase II cis-regulatory region sequence-specific DNA binding. NCBI's taxonomy places the organism in Eukaryota, Metazoa, Chordata, Actinopteri, Perciformes, Serranidae. The record is from RefSeq and is a predicted model, not a curated record. Gene Ontology annotation, cellular component: nucleus. Gene Ontology annotation, biological process: regulation of transcription by RNA polymerase II; melanocyte differentiation.
AAAGGACCUAAUUCCUCAUCUGCAACCAUAGUGAAGCGAGGACCCUCGAAUCACUGACUGACAUGAAAAUAAAAAGUGCUACCCCGGACCUGCAAGGCCUUUAUAAGCGCCUCCAGAGCUCCCACCCUCUACUGGCCGUGACGUCACAGGUGCGGCUCCGAGACCAGCCGACGUUUGCCCAUUGCCAGGGUCAAGAGCACAAGGAGGACCAAGAAAGAAGGACCAGGGACCUUUUACACCACGGCACCCAAAAGAACUCCACUGUCCAUGUCACACCUCCUCGCCACCGGCCUGCUGUGAGCCAAACGUCCAUGGAAGUUCUGAAGGUGCAGUCCCACCUGGAGAACCCCACCAAAUACCACAUCCAGCAGGCUCAGAGGCAGCAGGUUAGGCAGUAUCUGUCCACCACCCUGGGUGGGAAAGUCGGCAGCCAGUGCCCCAGCCAGCCCCCCGAGCACGGCAUGCCGCCCGGGCCCGGCAGCAGUGCCCCCAACAGUCCCAUGGCCCUGCUGACCCUUAGCUCCAACUGUGAGAAAGAGAUGGAUGAUGUCAUUGAUGAUAUUAUUAGCUUGGAGUCGAGUUACAAUGAAGAAGUUCUCGGACUUAUGGACCCGGGACUCCAAAUGAACAACCAGCUCCCUGUGUCUGGAAACCUUCUCGACGUAUAUGGCAACCAGGGACUUCCACUGCCAGGCCUCGCCAUCAGCAACUCCUGUCCGCCCAGCAUAAAGAGGGAAUACACAGCUCCUGGCAUGAAGCAAGUACUGGACAAGCCUGACUCCUGUGGCCUGUAUGAAAACUAUCAAAGGCCAGAAGGCUUUCCAGUAGAGGCUGAAGUCCGUGCUCUUGCUAAAGAGAGACAGAAGAAAGACAACCACAACUUAAUUGAACGAAGACGAAGAUUCAACAUCAACGAUCGCAUCAAAGAACUGGGAACCUUGAUACCCAAGUCAAAUGAUCCAGACAUGCGCUGGAAUAAGGGCACCAUUCUCAAAGCCUCAGUGGACUACAUCAGGAGGCUACAACGGGAGCAGCAGAGAGCCAAGGAGCUGGAGUGCAGACAGAGGAAGCUGGAGCAUGCAAACCGCCAUCUCAUGCUUCGCAUACAGGAGUUGGAGAUGCAGGCCCGUGCUCAUGGUCUUACAGUGGUGUCCUCUUCGUCUGUCUGCACAUCAGAUUUGAUGGCCAGAGCCAUUAAACAAGAACCAAUCCUCGGUGACUGCCCCGCAGAGCUCUACCAGCACAGCUCAGCUUCUGACAUGUCCCCUCCGACCACACUGGACCUCAACAAUGGCGCCAUCACUUUCGACCACGUUUCUGCAGACUCUGGGGACCCCGGUCACUAUGGAAACAGCAGGACCUGUAAAAUAAAGGAAUUGGUAAGGGACACCCUGUCGCCAAUGUCCCCAAGUGACCCCCUGCUUUCCACAAUGUCCCCUGAUGGCUCCAACAAUGGCAGCAGCCUCCACAGUUCCAGCUCCAGUAUGGAGGAGAAGGAGCAUGGCUGUUAGCAUUUUGACAUUUUCUACCUGUAAAAUGCCAUCAA